AUGAAUCUAUUAUGUAAUUCUUCUAAUAAAUCAUUAUCAAAAUCAUCAAUAAAUCAUGAUUUAGAAGUGAUUGUUGUUGGUUUAAAUAAAACUGGAACUAGUUAUUUAAAAUCUGCCUUAGAAACAUUAUAUCAUGGUACAACAUGUUUACAUUAUACUGAUUUAAUUUAUCAAUCAAAUGAUAUAAUAGAAAAAUGGUUAGAAUUACAUUUAUGUCAAUAUCAAACAAAAAUAAAUGGUUUUCAUUAUAAUAAACAAGAAUUAUUAAAAAUAUUAUUAAAAAAUUAUAAAUCUGUAUCAGGUAUACCAAUUACAUCAUUUUUAAAUGAUUUAAUACAAAUGUAUCCUAAUGUUAAAGUUAUUUUAACAGUACGUAAUGCUGAAUUAUGGCAUGCUGCUUGUCGUACAAAUCUUAUACCCUAUCAAUCAAAUGAAUCAAAAUUACAAAAAAUGUUUCAAAAAUUUACAUUUUUCUCAUGGUUAAUUAAUUUAAAUCAAUUAAAAUUAUUAUCAUUACAAAAUACAUUAGGUAAAACAAUUGAUUUAAAAAAUGAUAAUGAAUUAAUUCAUGCCUAUAGUCGUUGGAAUGAUUAUGUUCAAUUAAUUGUACCAAAAGAUCGUUUAUUAAUAUAUAAUAUUAAACAAGGUUGGUUACCAUUAUGUGAAUUUUUAAAUAAACCAAUACCAUGUUGUACAUUUCCGGGUAGAAAUACAAUAUUUUUAUAUAAUUAUUUAUUACGUAAUAUUAAAAAAUUAUUUCAUUUUAUAUUAUAUACUUUUAUUUAUUUAUUUAUUAUUUAUUAUUUUUUAAAUCUUUUUAGAUAA
Messenger RNA from Schistosoma spindalis, 825 nucleotides. The record is from the annotation of a GenBank genome assembly. NCBI's taxonomy places the organism in Eukaryota, Metazoa, Platyhelminthes, Trematoda, Strigeidida, Schistosomatidae.